Penicillium subrubescens is the source of this 570-nucleotide messenger RNA. RefSeq lists its product as uncharacterized. The transcript has 2 exons. The coding region runs from base 1 to 570 and encodes 189 amino acids. The record is from RefSeq and is a predicted model, not a curated record. NCBI's taxonomy places the organism in Eukaryota, Fungi, Ascomycota, Eurotiomycetes, Eurotiales, Aspergillaceae.
AUGGCUCCCACCACCUACCUCUCCAACCACGCCGUCCGCCAAGCAAUCGACCAACUCCGCCCAAACCACCCAGGCCGAAACAGCGCCAUCCUCGGAAUCUGGAACAGCAUCCUCUCAACCCAAUUUCCAACCUGGCAAGGCUACCUCGUCAGUCCCCGCGAACACGGCUGGUACAACGAACGCGACCUAUGGUACGACAUGCAAGUGCAACACCUCCGCGGCGGACCCACCAACAACCAAAACUCGAACUCGAACAUCUUCCUUGUCGUGAUCUGCCGUACCGCCGCCGAACAUCACAAUAUCAACGAGGGACUACCGCAGUGGACAACUCAUUUGGAGCUGUACCUGGAUUCGAUCUUCGGACGUCGUCGUCAGCCUGGUCGUCCUGUUCGUGUUUACGGGGUGAUUGCGCAUGGACUGGGUGCGACGUUCUUCUCGUAUGAUAUCGGGGAACAUAUGCCUAUGUUGAUCUUCCGGGAGCAUGAAAUGGAUGAGAAGCCUGCGUAUCAUUUGGUGGAGGAUCAUGAGAUGAUUCAGGAGUUCCUGGAUAAUAUUCGUGUUCGCCACUAG